Molecule: messenger RNA, 1731 nt
Organism: Lucilia cuprina (Australian sheep blowfly)
Lineage: Eukaryota; Metazoa; Arthropoda; Insecta; Diptera; Calliphoridae
Product: fasciclin-1-like
Exons: 7
Coding region: 375-1346 (323 amino acids)
Biological process (GO): cell adhesion; extracellular matrix organization
Cellular component (GO): extracellular matrix
Molecular function (GO): cell adhesion molecule binding
Source: RefSeq, a predicted model, not a curated record
CGUUUACAAAAAUAAAUAAAAUUAAAUUACAUAUGCACUCGUCCAUGUGGGGUUCAUUCAUUAAAAACAUAAUCUAUAUAUGUAUCUUCCAACAUUACUCUAAUAUAAAUAUUAGAAAUCCUUUAUUUCCACUGAUUGUUAUUAUCAUUCGUUUAAAUGCCUUUAGAAAAGAUGUAAAGUUUGCAUAAAUGCAACUAAUGUUCAGAUAUAAUCAAUUGCAAAUAAAAAAGAAAUAUGUAUAAAUAAUUAGUUUGUUAAACAUUGCACGAACAUUGAAACGAAAAUUACAAUUUGAAGUUUAUCAUGAAUUAAGUUUUAUUUCUUUUACGUAGGAAAAUGAGAAUGGAGCUUUGCGAAAGUUCCUUGAAGUAAUUAUGGACAUUGGUGGCCAAGUCUUAGACGAUAUUAACAAUUUCGGAGAUGUUACAAUUUUGGCACCCAGUAAUGAGGCCUGGAAUAAUUCUGCCAUUAACAAUAUUAUUAGAGAUGUUCCAAAAAUGCGGGAGAUAUUAAAUAUGCACAUUAUUAAAGAUCGCCUAAACGUGGAUAAAAUCAAGGAAAAAAAUCAAAAUUUAAUUGCACAGGUUCCCACAGUAAAUAACCGUACAUUCCUCUACUUCAACAUUAAUGGCGAAGGAUCAGAUGAAGUGAUUACUGUUGAAGGCGGUGGAGUGAAUGCCACUAUCUUGGAAGCAAAUGUCGCUAGCACUAAUGGUUAUGUUCACAUUAUCGACAAGGUUCUUGGAGUUCCAUAUACAACAGUGUUGGGCAAAUUGGAAAGUGAUCCUAUGCUAAGUGAUUCAUAUAAAUUGGGUCAAUUUUCAACAUUCAACGAACAACUGAAUAAUACACAAAGACGUUACACGUACUUUGUGACACGUGACAAGGGGUGGCAGAAAAUAGGAUUAGAUUUUCCUUCGGUGCAUAAGAAAUUAUUUAUGAAAGACUUUGCCUAUCACUCUCGAUCAAUUUUGGAACGUCAUUUGGUAAUUGCUGAUCGCGCUUAUUCCAUGAAAGAUAUGGUCGCUAUGACAAAAGAAAGUGAAUCAAUUGUACUGCCAACUUUCCGAGAUUCUUUAAAAAUUAAAGUAGAAGAAGAAGCUGGACAUCUUCAUGAUGAAUUCGCUUCUCAUGAUUGGACUGGUUAUGUCAUCAUUUGGAAUUAUAAAAAAAUUAAUGUUUAUCGCCCGGACGUCGAAUGUACCAAUGGUAUUAUACACGUGAUUGAUUAUCCAAUGCUGGAGGAGAAGGAUAUCGUAGUGAGGGGAGGUAGUUAUCAGAUUAAAUCUAACUUCUGCAUAUUGUUUGCAAAUCUCUUCAUAAUAGCAAUAGCAAAACUUUUCUAAACCAAAAACUAAUUAAAAAAACUUAAACGAACCAAUUGUGUAAAAAGCGAAAAAAAACUUAAUUAAAUAUAAACAAAAUAAUAAGUUCAUAAUAAAAAUUUGAAUUUCAUACCUAAUACUCAAACCUCAAAAUACACACACAUAUUUUAACAAUAAACAAAUACACUCAUACAUUUACACAUAUACGAAAACAUUACAUAAAACUAUUUUAUUUUUUUUUUAAUAAAGUUUAAUUAUUUUAUAAUCAUGUUCUGUAUGGAUUUAAAAUACAAUAAAUUAAGCCACUUUAGCCUUCAUCACGCAUUAUGCAUAAAUACAACGUAUCUCUACUUAUAGUAUAUUAAAUGAAACCUUUCUUUUUAUUCUAAUUAAAUAUAUAUUUGUU